GUGUCCAUCUUGAUCUGUGACAUCAAAGCAAGAGGAAGUGAAUGCCACCUCUUGUGUUGGGGAGAGCUGGGGCUGGCCGUUUGGUGGUAGGAAGUGAAAAAAUCUCAGGUGCACUCCAUGGAUCACAGGGCUGAUGGAGAGGGGGCUGGGUUAGGAGGGGACCUGAACUAAGCAGUCCAGGGCACACCCUCUCAUCAGCAGCAGGAGUGGAUGGUGGGGUCGGCCACUGACCAAGUAGGAGAGGGAAAAGAGAAGCAGAUUUCUGGGUGGAAGGGAAGAAGCUGCAUGCCAAUUCGGAUGUGCUGAGCGUGAGAUGCCCAGGAAACGGCCCCUGGGGACACUUAGAUGUGGGUCUGUAACUCAAGGGACUUGGGGUUAAAGUCAGUUCUGGGUUGGGACUAAGAAGUGGGUAAGAUGUCCAAGAAGGUAUGGUAAAGACAGGACCCUCAUGAGGAGAGGAGACGGGAUAGAAGCGGGAGAGGAAGUCAGAAAAGCGUGAAAAGUCCGGGGCUAGAGGAGUUGGGGGCAGAAAGAACUCUUGGGGCCUUGUCUACAGACGGUGAGGAGGAGGGGAGCAGCCAAGAUGGGAGGUACUGGAGUCUGGCCGGGGGCCGAGCGCCUCAAAGAAGUUGUGAGAAUUGGCUUGGCCACGGGCGGGACCCCGGGGUAUGGGCCUCCGCCAGGGGUAGCUGCGUCCCGCCGUCCGCCCCGUCGAAGCGUGAAGGCGCAUGCGCAGAGCGGCGGGCAUUGUCACGUGCGGCUGUCUCGCGCGGAUUGGCCCGCGGUCUCCCGAGACUGGCCCGAGCUGUCCGUGCGGCGGCGCGCGCGGAGGGAUCCUGCGUAGGCGCGGCGCGGCGGAAAGGGGACCACGGUGCGUCCCCGGGCCUGGCCCUCUGGGGCCGACCCCUCCUCUCCCUAACCUGGGCGGGAGGAUGGGCGCGCCCGGACCCCGGUGGCCCCGCCUGGAUAGUGACCCGAGCUCUGGCCCUCGGGGGGGGGGGGGGGGUCUCCCUCCUCCCCUCCUGGGGCCGGUGGAGUGGGCGCGUCCGGGGCCCCGCCCCGACGGCCGCUCCGCCCCCAGGCAGCCGGGCAGCCGAAGCCCUCGAGAAUGGAGGUUCUGGACGAGUUCGACAGCGAGUUCCCGCAGAGUGUGACCUUCUGCCAGCUCAUCCCCGAGGAGGACUUCGAGAGGCAAGCGGCGACCUACACUGAGAGCGCGCUGCGCCUCCUCUUCCUUAGCCUCGACCGCAACCUGGCGCUGGAUGAGAGGGUGGUGCGCAAGGGCAAGCAGGCGGAGUGCGAGCGGCGUGGGCUCCUGUCCUUCCUCUGGGUGCGGGCCCGGGAGGGCGGGGCUCCGGGGUUCCGAGGUGGGGGCGGGGCGCCGGUGUCCGCCCUGCUUGAGCUGCUGGUAGGGGACUUUAAGGAGGCGGCCCCGGCUAGGCGGCUCACCCGUCCAGCUUCCUCCUCCCUUCCUCUCCCGCUGUCGUCGCAGGCCAAGGUCUCGUGUGCCGUCCAGGGGGAGCUGAACUGUUGCAACAGCAUGGGCGCCCUGGAGAUGCACCAGCGCCUGGAGCAGCUCAAGAGGCGCAUCCACCGCGUGCACUUAUACUCCCAGGAUGCCAAGAAGAGAAGCAAGCGAAAACUGAAGAAACCAGAACCCAUCCUCUUGUGGGACCAGUCGACCUCCCCGUGCCUGCCACCAACCCUGCUGCCACUGCCUGCCACCACCAUGGCCUCCAUGGUGGCCCCAUCAACCUCUGUCUACACUCUGCCCAGGGUCUUUGGCCCCUUCCCUCCGCUGCCCAGCACAUCGGCGGGGCUGGGAUCUCCUCUGUUGGCUCCCAGCCCGCACGCCGGGCCCCAUCCCUCUAACACCAAGCUCCAGGUGGCACCGAGGAUGAGCCUGUUGUGUUUGCUGAUUGACUGGAAGGCACAUCGUUCUCAUAGUUCUUGGAGAAGGUGUUUCUCUUCAUGAUGAGGAUCCCACCCUUGUCCUAAAGUUUCUUUUGUUUGCUGAAGAUGGAGUAAUUGGAAGUUUCGAGGUCUGAAGCAAAAUUGAACUGGACUGGCCUGUCAUCGAACCCGAAGAGCCGCAUAGUCGAUCUGACCCCCUUGGUCCUCAAUCCUGGAGGCUUUCACUUCUCGUACUUGGCCAGGAACAAUGCGCACAAGCUCCACUGCCCUGGCUUCCCCUGGCCCUCAGCCUGUAGUGGUUCUGCCAGCACCGAGGAGAUGCUAUCCCCAUCUGUGAAGGCCUCCAUCUUCACCCCGCCUGUCCUGCUCAAGUUCCAGCCUGUGCCCAGACCCAAAGAUGAAUCAGAGAAUGACCCUGGCAGCGCAGAGUCCACGCCCCACCAGAGGGACCCAUAACCUCUUCUGUACAGACCACGGCAGGAGAAUGAAUAAAGUUCCCCUGGUGGUUCCUUCCUCGUGCCACGCUACCCAGGGGCCGUGCAGUCCCACGGGCUCUCUGCAACCCCAAGAGGUGGUCAGGGUAGCGCAAGCCUGAGGCUCUUUGGCCUGAGACUGCACACAGUAGGUGGUCAGGUCAGUGAAGUCCCCUCACUUGCACCUAACCCGGGAACUCAGUCCUGUGCACUUUGAAAGAGUGUUGAGUGCGGGGAGUGUGUUGCCCCUCCCUGCAGUAACUCUGUGGCCCCGUUGUGCCUCACUUGACCCCACUGAGUUGCAAGACUACCAGUUUUUGCUACACCUGGCUCCUAAACACAAGGCUUAUCUGGGUGCAAGUUUAGAAACAGUGGUCUGUUCCCUCCUGGGAGGAAAAUGAGCUGGCGUGUCAGUUUCCAAUUUGGCACCUCCCUAAAGAGUUUCAAAGACACGUGACUCUGAUUACCUCCCACGCUGACUUUAGAAUCAAACCUGCAUGUGAGACAUGAGUCCUCACAAAGUGCCCAAUGAUGCUGGCCAUUAGCAGAUGUUGGUUGAGCCCUGUGGAUGCCCUGCACCUUGCUUGCUACUGGAGAUAAUAGACCAAGCAGUUGGGGUCCUGGCCCUUAAGGAGCUUAUGUCCCAUCCAUGUGUGUGUGGUAAGCCAGUACAUAGAUAAAUUAGUACAGGAUUACAAAUUGUGAUAAGCCCUUGUGGGAGCUGAGAUCGAGGUGUAUGGGGUGACCGGGUGGACAGUGGUACCUUGAGGAGAGUGGACACUAGGGGUAGAUGGGGGUGGAGAAUUAUGCUUUUACCAGACAUGUUAAAUUUGAGUUCAGUCGGUGCCCAGGUAGAGGUCAGAAGGCAGAAGUGCUGGCCAUUUCGUGUUCGGAGACAAGGGAUACAGGUGUUUAAAGCCAUGAGCCUGGGCAAGGUCACCCAGUGCUUGAGUGUAGAGGGAGGUCCAGGGCUCGGCCGGGGCAUACAAACGUGGUGGUCCAGCCGAAGGAAGGGUCAGUCAGAAGAGACCGAAGGGAUCAUCAGGGCUUUAGACCUUCAGGCUUCAUGGCCACCGGCCCCUGGGCCGCCCAGGAGAGAGGCCUGCAGGCUGUGGGGACCAAAUGGGCGGUAAGUGGGCAGGCAGGGAAUGUGUACGUCGCUUUGGAGGUUUCGGCCUGGCGGGGAGCGGUGAUGGGGCCGAGGCUGGGGGUUCUUGGGGCUCCAGGCCUAAGACCUGAGAAUCCAGGGCGGGUUUGGGCGGGGAUGGCGUUGAGCCGGGGCCGGUUGGGUGAGGCGGUCCAGCUAGAGGCCCCCGGGAAGACGGGGUUUCGAGGCG
Molecule: messenger RNA, 3724 nt
Organism: Orcinus orca (killer whale)
Lineage: Eukaryota; Metazoa; Chordata; Mammalia; Artiodactyla; Delphinidae
Exons: 5
Coding region: 1109-1975 (288 amino acids)
Source: RefSeq, a predicted model, not a curated record